This is a messenger RNA of Cebus imitator (Panamanian white-faced capuchin), 5283 nucleotides long. RefSeq names its product ATPase 13A4 (gene ATP13A4). The coding region runs from base 1235 to 4828 and encodes 1197 amino acids. Gene Ontology annotation, biological process: intracellular calcium ion homeostasis; polyamine transmembrane transport. NCBI's taxonomy places the organism in Eukaryota, Metazoa, Chordata, Mammalia, Primates, Cebidae. Gene Ontology annotation, cellular component: late endosome membrane. The transcript has 32 exons. The record is from RefSeq and is a predicted model, not a curated record. Gene Ontology annotation, molecular function: P-type ion transporter activity; ATPase-coupled monoatomic cation transmembrane transporter activity; polyamine transmembrane transporter activity.
UUUCUUAUUUUUGGAAAUAACAGAGAGCAAAGAAGGCUCUUCUGAAAGUGAAGCAACAGACCACCCCAAGCCACUGGUAGGAGACCAGACCUGGUGUUGAACGGGGAUGUUUGAGAGUAAGAUCUCUGAGAAGCAGAGAUAGCAUCAGCCUGCUCUUUUCUUCUGUAAUUAAGAGGGAGUCCCUGGAUCUUUGUAUUAGACCCUUUAAUCUAAGGGUUGCUAAAUGUUUUACAAACAUUAAUUAAUUCAAUUAGACUUUACACCACCACUUUGAGGCAGGUAAUUCCUCUUUGGGAUAUCACUUCUUUGCUUGCUACCACAGACUAUAUUUUGGGGCAGAUUAGGAUAAUUAAUAAUAACAGUAAAGCCUUGAGUUUAGAUAAAGUUCUAUAACUUAAGGUCUCAGGUGCUUUACAGAUACCAGAUUUGUGUAAUGAGGACUGAAGAGGAAGCUUGAGCCAGCUUAUUGGCAAUGAUGACAAGGCAGAAAUAUUGCACUUGUUUCAGGUUCUACUCCGUGCUAAAGACACAUGACCUUGAACAGCUCUUUGUGACCUCUUUAUGACUCAGUUUCUACAGCUUUCAAACGGGGGUGAUGUUAUUACUCACCUCCCUACUUCACAGAGAUGUUGCGAAGAAUAAUGUUUGUAAUAUGCUGUGAGUUCUCAGAUGAAAGAUGGAAAUUAACAUAUAAUGAAAUAUUAUUACCAUUUAUCAUCACACAAUCUAAAUGGGGCAGACAAGUGAAGCAUCAGCAUCCCCACGGUCCUGGCAGAGAAACCAGUCCUGCCAUUAUUUCCAUUGAACAUGUAUCAUAGACACUCACAGAGGCUGAGAACUGCUCAGAGCAACAGACAUGCUCCUGAAAUAAUCAAAAGCAAACUGAGAUGCCAGAUCAGCAGAGGUAGCGAAGUAUUUAUUUAUUUUUUUUCUGUUUUCCAUGUUCAUUCUAAUUUGGGAGAGACUAUUUGAGAAGAAAUGAGUGCAGGGAAAGAAUCAGAGAAUAAUCGAAGGAACUUUUCCUCUUGGACAUUCCUCUCAAUUCCAGGUCCUGUCGGCUGGUACCGGAUGAGAAGAGCCAGUUCCUAUGGUUAAAUGAUCACACAGCAAGGCCAGUGCAGAAAAGCAGCUGGAAUACAGUCAGCUGAGGAGCUGCAGUGGCUUGGCGAGUUGGAGUUCGUCCUGGAAGCAUCUGCCCGGCAAGGUCAGGGAGGAGGUGUGGAAUAACUUUUUCAUGGGGGACCAGUUUGAGAAGGGCCAGCACGCUUUGCUCAAUGAAGGAGAAGAGAAUGAGAUGGAAAUAUUUGGCUAUCGGACUCAAGGCUGCCGGAAAACUCUCUGCCUUGCCGGAUCCAUCUUCUCAUUUGGAAUCCUCCCCCUCGUGUUUUACUGGAGACCAGCGUGGCACGUAUGGGCACAUUGUAUCCCAUGUUCUUUGCAUGAAGCAGACACUGUGUUGCUGAGGACAACAGAUGAAUUUCAAAUUUACUCCUGGAAAAAGGUAAUGUGGAUCUACCUGUCAGCAUUAAACAGCGCAUUUGGUCUCACUCCUGACCACCCUCUCAUUACAGAUGAGGAGUGUAUCAUAAAUAGAGCUAUAAGAAAGCCAGACCUAAAGGUGAGAUGCAUAAAAGUGCAGAAAAUAAGAUAUGUUUGGAACUACUUAGAAGGACAGUUCCAGAAAAUUGGCUCUUUGGAAGACUGGCUCAGUUCUGCCAAGAUACAUCAAAAAUUUGGAACAGGCUUAACAAGAGAAGAACAAGAUAUUAGGAGGUUAAUAUGUGGGCCUAAUACUAUCGAUGUUGAAGUCACACCAAUUUGGAAACUGCUCAUCAAGGAGGUUUUAAAUCCAUUUUAUAUAUUUCAACUAUUCAGUGUCUGUCUGUGGUUUAGUGAAGACUAUAAGGAAUAUGCUUUUGCCAUCAUAAUCAUGUCCAUCAUUUCCAUAGCUUUGACAGUAUAUGAUCUCAGACAGCAAUCUGUAAAACUCCACCAUCUAGUGGAGUCACAUAAUAGCAUUACAGUCUCUGUAUGUGGGAGAAAAGCGGGAGUUCAAGAGCUGGAAUCACGUUUCCUGGUGCCUGGAGAUUUGUUAAUUUUGACAGGGAACAAAGUACUAAUGCCGUGUGAUGCCGUUCUGAUUGAUGGCAGCUGUGUGGUGGAUGAAGGCAUGCUGACAGGAGAAAGUAUUCCAGUCACCAAAACUCCGUUACCCAAGAUGGACAGCUCUGUGCCCUGGAAAACGCAGAGUGAAGCGGAUUACAAACGGCAUGUUCUCUUCUGUGGAACAGAGGUUAUCCAGGCCAAGGCAGCUUGCUCUGGGACCGUGAGAGCAGUGGUGCUGCAGACUGGAUUCAACACGGCAAAGGGAGACCUUGUGAGAUCCAUUCUCUACCCCAAGCCAAUGAAUUUUAAGUUGUACAGGGACGCUAUCAGAUUCCUCCUGUGCCUUGUAGGAACAGCCACCAUUGGGAUGAUCUAUACUCUGUGUGUCUAUGUGCUUAGCGGGGAACCUCCAGAGGAGGUGAUGAAGAAAGCCCUUGACGUCAUCACAAUUGCGGUUCCUCCUGCUCUACCUGCUGCUCUGACCACAGGCAUUAUCUAUGCCCAGAGGAGGCUGAAGAAGAGAGGCAUCUUCUGCAUUAGCCCCCAGAGGAUCAAUGUAUGUGGACAGUUAAACCUUGUUUGCUUUGACAAGACAGGCACCUUAACAAGGGAUGGCUUGGACCUCUGGGGAGUUGUGUCCUGUGAUAGGAACGGCUUCCAGGAAGUUCACAGCUUUGACUCGGGCCAGGCUUUGCCAUGGGGCCCACUGUGUGCAGCAAUGGCCAGCUGCCACUCUCUGAUCCUUCUUGAUGGGACCAUCCAGGGAGACCCUCUGGACCUCAAAAUGUUUGAAGCCACCACCUGGGAAAUGGCUUUUUCUGGGGACGAUUUCCACGUCAAGGGAGUGCCGGCACAUGCCAUGGUAGUUAAGCCCUGCAGGACGGCCAGCCAGGUCCCAGUGGAAGGAAUCGCAAUCCUGCAUCAGUUCCCAUUCUCAUCAGCACUGCAAAGGAUGACAGUCAUUGUCCAAGAGAUGGGAGGUGACCGACUGGCAUUCAUGAAAGGUGCACCAGAGAGGGUGGCCAGCUUUUGCCAACCUGAGACAGUACCAACUAGUUUUGUUAGCGAACUUCAGAUUUACACGACACAGGGCUUUCGAGUCAUUGCACUGGCCUACAAGAAGCUGGAAAAUGACCACCACACCACUGCCUUGGCGAGGGAGAAGGUAGAAUCAGACCUGAUAUUUCUGGGGCUGCUGAUCUUGGAGAAUCGAUUGAAGGAAAAGACAAAACCUGUCUUGGAAGAGCUCAUCUCAGCCCGGAUAAGGACUGUGAUGAUCACAGGUGACAAUCUUCAGACUGCCAUCACAGUGGCCAGAAAAUCUGGAAUGGUUUCUAAAAGCCAGAAAGUCAUUCUCAUUGAGGCAAAUGAAACCACUGGGUCCUCAUCAGCAUCUAUAUCUUGGACAUUAGUAGAAGAGAAGAAACACGUUACGUAUGAGAAUCAGGACAAUUACAUUAACAUCAGGGAUGAAGUCUCUGAUAACGACAGAGAAGGAAGUUACCAUUUUGCCCUAACUGGAAAAUCCUUUCAUGUUAUAAGUCAACAUUUCAGCAGCUUACUGCCAAAGAUACUGAUCAAUGGGACCAUCUUUGCAAGAAUGUCUCCCGGGCAGAAAUCCAGUCUGGUGGAAGAAUUUCAGAAACUGGAUUACUUUGUAGGUAUGUGUGGUGAUGGAGCCAAUGACUGCGGGGCUCUGAAAAUGGCUCAUGUGGGCAUCUCUUUAUCAGAGCAGGAGGCAUCUGUGGCCUCACCUUUCACUUCCAAAACUCCAAACAUUGAGUGCGUACCUCACCUUAUCAAGGAAGGACGUGCAGCUCUCGUUACCUCCUUUUGCAUGUUUAAGUACAUGGCUCUGUACAGCAUGAUUCAGUAUGUUGGUGUUCUGCUGCUCUACUGGAAGACAAACAGCCUUUCAAAUUACCAGUUUCUGUUCCAGGAUCUGGCCAUUACAACUCUUAUUGGUGUAACAAUGAAUCUGAAUGGUGCCUACCCCAAGCUGGUGCCUUUUAGACCUGCAGGACGACUGAUCUCUCCACCCCUGCUACUUUCUGUGAUUUUCAACAUUCUUCUCAGCCUGGCCAUGCACAUUGUGGGCUUCAUCCUGGUUCAGAGGCAGCCUUGGUAUUCCAUGGAGAUGCAUAGUGCCUGCACAUUUCAAAAUGAAAGCAUCUCAGAGUUAACCAUGUCUCCAACUGCUCCAGAAAAAAUGGAAAGUAAUAGUGCCUUCACAAGUUUUGAGAACACUACUAUCUGGUUCUUGGGAACAAUCAACUGUAUCAUUGUGGCUCUUGUGUUCUCUAAAGGAAAACCAUUUAGGCAGCCAACCUAUACAAACUAUAUGUUUGUCCUUGUGCUGAUAAUACAGCUUGGUGUAUGUCUAUUCAUUCUAUUUGCUGAUAUACCAGAAUUAUAUAGACGUUUGGAUCUGCUCUGCACUCCCAUCCUGUGGAGGGUCUCCAUUGUCAUCAUGCUCAGCUUGAAUUUCAUUGUGUCCCUAGUGACCGAGGAGGCCAUUAUUGAAAAUCGAGCCCUGUGGAUGAUGAUUAAAAGAUGUUUUGGCUAUCAGUCAAAAAGCCAGUAUCGGAUAUGGCAGAGGGACUUGGCAAAUGACCCCAGUUGGCCCCCACUAAACCAAACCUCCUACUCUGACAUGCCAGGUUGUGGCAGAGGGGUGUCUUACAGCAAUCCGGUAUUUGAGAGCAAUGAAGAACAACUUUGAAGUUCAUGUGAUAUCCAAGUUGAUAUUACAGAGAAACAAUGACAAAAGGGACCAGUUUCAUUGAUUUUAAGAAAUGAGACUCUUGCAACAUCAGCUGGAGUUUUGGGAUACCUAUCAAAUCAUGGUGACAGACUAAAGUCUGUUUGAUAAAAUACUUUCUACAGAGAAGAACAUUGACCCAGAAGAGUGCUUUCCUCUUGGCUUCUGAAGGUAUGAAGGUAUGGGAAGCAUUCAGUGAAGGCAAGAAUGGGCCAAGGAUUGCCAUGGAGACAAGCAGGCUAAAGGGGAAGAAUAUGUGAUCUUUCUUCUUAAGACAGGAUAACACUUUCCUUUAAAAAAAUGAGUUUAGGGGAAGUAGUCCUGUGUAUACUCAUGGAGUUGUAACAUGUUAAAGAUCACUUUUGAAUUUUUACUUCAUCAGUGGAAAAACUAAUGCAUGGGAAACAUUACACCAA